GUUGCACAAACAGCUGUUGCCGAUGCGCUUUGGGCGUUUUCCAGCACCCUCGGCAAGCCACUGUCAAAGAAUUAAUUUUCUCUUGCCAGGAAAAAAUGAUGGAGCUACAAUCGAAUGACAUUGAUCUGGAGGACGGCGAGCUCUCGGAUAGCGACGAUGACGGAGUUUAUACGCCACUGCAGCGCCCUGCAGGUGCCGAGAAAGCCAGCCCCCUCACCACCUGCCAUCAUAUUCAGACGGCUCUGGAGGAAGAAUCGCAGACUAACAGUGAAUCAUCUUCAGCCGAGUCCUCAGAGGACGGCUGCAUAAAGAAGAUUCGCACGGAUACAGAGUCGGGAGGUCCUAAGAAACGGAAAAAACGUAUUCGACGCACGGUUAUGCGCCGAGUUUCGCCGGCAGAUGCCGAAAUGCAACCAAAUCGGGCACGAUUUAGGAAAUACAACGUCUGGACUGCAGCUCUGCAGGAGGAAGCCCUCAGCGAAAACAUGCGCGGAUGUGACGUUACUCGAAGCGGCACAGACAGAAAUGUGGAGAACUAUGACUUUUCUCUACGGUACCGGCUUAACGGAGGGCACACAAUGAAACGGAGGCUUUCGAACUCUUCAGAAGAUGGGGGAGACUCUUCGCACCCUGCCCACAAGAGGGGGCGGCUCUCCAGUCGCCCCACAGAAGAGUAUUCGGCUCGUGGAUCGGUGAAGAGCCGACUGAGCCAUCGUUCGCGGCGUGCAACUUCCUCCGCCAGCGGCUCCUCGGAUUCCUGUGAGCCCAGACACAUACUUGACCUAAAAGAUGUGACUGGACGAGAUCCGUCUGACGUAGCGACGGAAAUGGCUAGCAAACUGUAUGAAGAGAAAGACGAAUUAUUGGUUCGAGUUGUCGAGGUGCUUGGCAUGGAUUUGCCUCUGGAACUAUACAAGGAAACCCAGCGCAUCGAAGCCGAUGGUGGCAUGAUGAUCAAAAAUGGAAAACGGAGACGUACACCUGGUGGUGUAUUCUUAUUCCUUCUGAAACACAAUAACAGCAUCACGCAGGAGCAGCAAAAGUCUAUUUUUAGUGAAGACCGGCAGAAUCUGCUCAAAUCGCGAAAGCAAAUUGAGACAAUGAUGCGGGAUCGCAAAGUAGAAGAACUGAAGAAGUGCCUGAGCGAACAAAGCACGGAACUUCCGGCCCUAAGCCAGCGAAAGGACCUGUACAUGCAGAGCGGUGAACUACGUACCGAAACCCAGCCGGGAAGCCUGUCCAACCCGCCGCCGUCCCCUGUUGGAGCUGGACAAGAGCAUGACAGUCCGGGGUAUAAAGCUCACGAGAUCAACAUCAACCUCGUCGAUAGUGCCGAUCUGCCUUCCACGUCGAAGGCAGCGGCAGCGACACAGGAUCUGGUCAGGUACGAUGAUGACUUUCUGGACGUGAACUGUGGGGACAUGGACUUCUUUUAGGCCGGCGCAAAGCGUAGGCCGCCUUUUAUACUGGAUUGCAUAGUUAGACCCAUAUUUGUACAAUUAAAUAAAUGCCUAGCGAAUUAGGAAUAUAAUAA
This is a messenger RNA of Drosophila bipectinata, 1534 nucleotides long. RefSeq names its product phosphorylated adaptor for RNA export (gene Phax). Gene Ontology annotation, cellular component: nucleus. Gene Ontology annotation, biological process: snRNA export from nucleus. The record is from RefSeq and is a predicted model, not a curated record. Lineage: Eukaryota; Metazoa; Arthropoda; Insecta; Diptera; Drosophilidae.